This is a messenger RNA of Eufriesea mexicana, 3129 nucleotides long. RefSeq lists its product as uncharacterized. Gene Ontology annotation, cellular component: peroxisome. The record is from RefSeq and is a predicted model, not a curated record. Gene Ontology annotation, molecular function: alcohol-forming very long-chain fatty acyl-CoA reductase (NADP+) activity. Gene Ontology annotation, biological process: long-chain fatty-acyl-CoA metabolic process. Lineage: Eukaryota; Metazoa; Arthropoda; Insecta; Hymenoptera; Apidae.
GCUGAACCAGCAGUGAAUGUGCUGUGUACUGUGCUAGUGGUGAUUCGCUCGUACAUUUUAUACGUACGCAAAAAUACCUAAUUUCUUUUUCUUUAUUUUUUCACGAUAUUUUCAAAAUAAGUAUUAAACACAAUUUCAUACAAGAAAGUCACAAUGAUAUCGAACGUAAAUAAUUUUUUUAACGGUAAAACUGUGCUCAUCACCGGUGGAACUGGAUUCAUUGGUGCUUGUUUGAUAGAGAAACUAUUGAGAUCCGUUCCUGAUUUGCAAACCAUUGAGAUAAAUGAAAGAUUGGAGGAACUUAAAAAGAAUUCGGUAUUUAACAAAUUAAAAGAAGAAAAUAAAUUAGAUCUCCUUAAAAAAUUGAUUGCUGUAGCUGGUGACGUGGGAGAAGAAAAUCUUGGCUUAUCAACUACAGAUAGAUUCACUCUUAUUGAGGAUGUUCAAAUUGUUUUUCAUUGUGCAGCAACAUUAGAGUUUGUAGCAGAUUUAAAAUCUACCACAAAUAUUAAUUUAUUGGGUACACGUAGAGUUGUACAGCUUUGUCAAGAAAUAAGAGAUCUCAAGGCUCUGGUACAUAUUUCUAGUGCAUAUGUAAAUUCAAUGUUAAAUGAAGUAGAAGAACGUAUAUAUCCAGCACCAUUCGAUGUGAAUGAAUUACUCACAUUGGUUGAAAAAUUGGAUAAUGAUACAUUACUAGUAGAAACACCGAAUAUACUAAAAGAUCAUCCAAAUACUUACACAUUUACAAAACAUUUAGCUGAACAUGAAGUUCAAAAUGGUCGUGUUCCUGCUGCAAUUGUGCGUCCUUCCAUGGUAACAGCAGCAUGGAAGGAACCAGUCCCUGGGUGGACAACAUCAAAGAAUGGUCCACAAGGAUUUCUAAUGGGUGCUAGCAAAGGUGUCAUAAGAAGAUUACCAAUUGCAAAAAAUUUAAUUUAUGAUUACAUUCCAGUAGAUAUUGUUGUGAAUAAUCUUAUUGUUGCAGCUUAUGCAGUUGAUCAAGAUAGUCAAAAAGAAUUGAAGCUGUAUCAUUGUACAUCUAGUACAAGUAAUCCUUUUAAAUGGGUUUCUGUGGAAUCAAAAAUCAAUUCUUAUUUACAUAGAUAUCCAUUACAAAGUGCUGUUUGGUAUCCGCAUCUUAAAUUUGUAUCUUCGAUUUUCUUAUUUAAGCUCUCUGCAAUUUUUGUACAUUUCAUUCCAGCAUAUAUCUUAGAUACGAUUACAAAACUAGCUGGUGGAAGACCAAUUUUGGUACGAAUGCACAGGAAUGUUAACAAUUCAUUGGAUCGUUUGAAAAAAUUUAUCUUUACUGAAUGGAAAUUUUAUAACACUCACCAGAUUGAGUUAUAUGAUUCAUUAUCAGAGCUUGAUAAGAAGCUCUUUAGUUUAGAUAUUAAGCCAAUGGUAUGGGAAGAUUACUUCAGUGACUUAACACAAGGAGUCAGAACAUAUUUGAAUAAUGAAUCACCUAAAACAUUACCAAAAGCACAUUCCAAAGACAAAAUAUUAUUGGUUGCCCACUUGGGUCUACAAGCUGCAUUGUUAGCUCUUGUUUGGUGGCUGGUCAGAACUAUUUUUGCAACGCUUCCGGAAAUGGCAUCACACGUACCAUCGAUGUCUGAGUGGUUUCAAGGCCGAAAUGUUUUCGUUACUGGUGGCACUGGAUUCAUGGGGAAGGUUUUAAUUUAUAAACUAUUGGUUAGCUGCCAUGACCUUGGAAACAUCUUUGUGUUGAUCAGAAAAAAAAAGGAGGUUGAUCCACAGUCCAGAUUGCAGCUUCUGAUGCAGGAAAACCCAUUCAAACUUAUAAAGGAAAAGUAUCCUGAGAGACUAAAGAAGAUCAUAUUAAUACCCGGAGACACUACAUUCGAAGAUCUUGCUUUAUCUACUGCCGAUAAGCAGAGACUAAUGAAAGAAGUUUCAGUCGUUUUCCACGUAGCAGCAAACGUUAAAUUCGAUUUAACAUUAAAGGAGGCGAUAACGAUAAAUACUGUAGGCACCAUGAAUGUGAUAAAUCUUGUAAAACAGAUGCCGCAUUUACAAUCAUUCAUCCACGUAUCUACUUCAUAUUGCCACUGCAGUGAACGAGUACUCGAAGAACGAAGUUAUCCAUGCUCAGUAGAACCCGAAAAGGUUAUUGAAAUAACAAAUAGUAUGACAGAUGACUUUUUGAAAAUUAUAACACCAAAAAUGUUAAAUGGAUUACCGAACACCUACGCCUUUAGUAAAGCACUUAGUGAGGAUUUGGUGCAAAGAUGUGGUCUGCCUGCAGGCGUUGCAAGACCUUCCAUUGUAUGUGCAUCAUGGAAAGAACCAGUACCUGGUUGGAUUGAAAAUAUGAAUGGACCAACAGGUAUAAUGAUAGGUGCAGGAAAAGGAGUAAUCCGAACAGUGCUCUGCAAUUACAAUUACUUAUUGAAUGUAAUUCCCUGUGACAUGGCGAUUAAUGCGAUUAUCGGAUUGGCACGGAAAGUAGGGAUGGAAAAACCUGAAAAACCAAUAUUUAUGAAUAUUACUAAUGGAUCUGAAAACCCAAUUUCUUGGGGUUUCGCUGUAAACGCUGGAAAGAAAUAUGCCAUAAGAUACCCAUUUACAGGUCUACUUUGGUAUCCAGGUGGAAGUGUCACUACGUUAAAAUUUUAUCAUUGGUUGCGUGUGAUCUUCUUCCACCUUAUACCUGCAUAUAUCCUAGAUACUAUAAUUGCUCUAUCUGGAAACAAACCGUUUUUGGUAAGGGUGCAUCACAGAAUUAACACUGGUAUUGAAUUACUGCAAUAUUAUACUACCAAAGAAUGGGAAUUUCGAAACGAUCGUAUGAAAGAAUUGCAGUCUGAAAUGAAUUCCUUCGACAGAGAAGAAUUCUUUAUGGAUACGAAAGCCAUAUCCUGGGACAGUUACUUGUUACGAUACGUAUUAGGCGCUAGACACUAUUGUCUGAAAGACGAUCCUUCUACUAUUCCACGUGCACGAAAAGUACUUAGGUAUCUGUAUUUCGCCGAUUGGUUUGUCAAAAUUAGCUUCACAAUUCUCUUUGUGUGGCUUGUUUAUUCUUGGAUAAUUCCAUUUCAAAAAUUACCCGCGACCGUACUUGAAAGUAACGAAAUUUAGCAGUAUUUUCAAGUUACU